ACUUAUGCUCGGCGUCAGUUUUGGGUUCUUCGUCUCCUUGGCUUGAGGUAGGCAGGAGAGGCAAUGACGGAAUAAAUAUUUUACUUCCCAUAUUGUAUAUAUAUAGUGUGGGAAGAAGUGUUUGAGUUGGAUAAAAUAUCUACAAAUUUAUCUAUCCUAAAACGUAAAGAAUUUAGAUUGAUUUUUAGGUUGAGAAUUUCACAAACUUUUAUAUGAGGCUGGCCACACCUUCAACUAAUGGUGUGGCCAACUAAUUUAAAAGCCCAAUUCGCCUAGUGAUAUAAUAGAGCCCAACGCAAGAAAUGAGAAAUUGAGCCCAUUUCUCUCUCUCUCUUUUUCUUUUCUGCCAGUUGAUCCCAUUUCUCUCUGUUUUCUUCUUCUUUUUUUUCUGGCAGUUCAUAACCACCAUUUCUAAACCAAAAUUGGACUUUGCAAACAAUCAUCAUCAAGGGUCUAGUUUUCAUUUUCGUUCUUGAGUUUUAUGCUGUUCGAAUUAUUUGCGGAAUUAUGGCUAGAGUAAAGACUACAUCGCAUCGUCGUCCGAGUGAUGGUGGUCGCAGUGAUGGUGGUCGCAGCGUUUGUGGUCCUAGUGAUGGUGGUCGUGGUUCAAAAGGUAAUACAGGAGAUGAGUCUGUUGGGAAAGAUGUUCCUAAUCGUGAAGGUAAUACAGGAGAUGAGUCUGUUGGUGAUUAUAUAGCUGAUUUUGUAAUAAGGCGUUCACCUAGGAGUAAGAAGAAUACUCUUGCAGGAAGGGAUAAAGGUCCAUUGAGGACAUGUAACAGUCAAUCUAUUGGUGAAGCUGAAGAGGAGUAUAAUCCUCAUAAAAGAUGUCGGGUUUCCGAAAGUACUCCUUCGAAGCCAGCUGGGUAUGUGUUUUUUCCCUGUUCACUGUAUUUUAUUAUAAAUUACUUUUUUGUUAAAGGGGUUACUAUUCUUACAUGUUGUAGUUACUUAACUGAUUUAUGAGAGUUAUGGGUUUUUUGUGUUGUUAGAGUCUUCUUGAAGAGGGGUUUAAAGUCUUUUACGCUGUUGUAGUUACUUUACUAAUUUAU
Messenger RNA from Beta vulgaris subsp. vulgaris (sugar beet), 1052 nucleotides. RefSeq lists its product as uncharacterized. NCBI's taxonomy places the organism in Eukaryota, Viridiplantae, Streptophyta, Magnoliopsida, Caryophyllales, Amaranthaceae. Bases 508 to 966 code for a protein of 152 amino acids. The transcript is spliced from 2 exons. The record is from RefSeq and is a predicted model, not a curated record.